AUGGCGCCCAUCUUCAUGGUGUCCGCGCCCGCCAAGGCCAUCGUCUUCGGUGAACAUGCGGCGGUGUACCACAAGCCGGCCAUCGCCGCCGCCGUUUCGCUGCGGUCGUACCUCCUGGUCCGGACGCUGUCCAAGUCCCAGCGCACUGUCACCUUGAACUUCAAAGACAUCGGACUCCACCACACCUGGCCCAUUGACGUCCUUCCGUGGUCCCGUUUCAGCCACCCUGCGAAGAAAAUGCUCUACCACGAUCGUGUCGACGCCCUCGACCCAGACUUGCUCGACGCCAUCCGACCGCACGCAGAGGCCGUGUCCCACGAUCUUGCCGAGGAGCAGCGCAAGGCCCACGUACGGUCUGCCACCGCGUUCCUCUACCUCUUCCUUUCCCUGGGCGCCCCCCACAGCCCCGGCUUCUCGUAUACGCUCCGGUCGACGAUCCCCGUUGGCGGCGGCCUGGGCAGCAGUGCCAGCUUCUGCGUCUGUUUGAGCACGGCGCUGCUGCUGCAGAUGCGCGCCUUGGCCGGCCCGCAUCCCGACCAACCCGCCAACGAAGCCGAGGAACAAAUCGAGCGCAUCAACCGCUGGGCUUUUGUGGGCGAACUUUGCAUCCAUGGAGAUCCCAGUGGCGUGGACAACACAGUCUCGUCCCGCGGCAAAGCCGUGCGGUUCUGCAAACACCCCGCGGGGCGUUCGCCUUCCGUCACGCCGCUCGCCCACUUCCCAAAGCUGCGGCUGCUCCUUGUCGACACCAAACACCCGCGCUCCACCGCCGCACAGGUGGACAAAGUGCGGCAGAUGAAAACGACGCGGCCGGCCGUCGUCGAGCCCGCCUUGGACGCCAUCGGCCAGCUCACCACGUCGGCCCUGGCGCUGGUCUCGUCGCCGGGCACCUUCCAGGACGACAGCACAGGAGGAGACGCCAUGCACCAGCUGGGGUCGCUGAUGCGCGCCAACCACGCCCUGCUCGACGCGCUCGGCGUGUCCCACCCGCGCCUCGAGCGCGUCUGCAAGCUGGCCAACGAUGCAGACGUGGGCUGGACCAAGCUCACAGGAGCCGGUGGUGGAGGAUGCACCAUUACUGUUCUGCGGCCCGACGUCAAAGAGGAAGCGGUGCGCGGGCUCGAGCGGGCGUGCGCGGCGGAGGGGUUUGCGACGUACGAGGCCAUUUUAGGCGCCAACGGCGUGGGUGUGCUUUGGCCUGCUGUCUUUGGCAGCGGUCCUGAUGGGGAAAAGGGCGAAGAGAUUGAUCAGGAGCGGUUCGAGAGCGCCGUCGGCGCGCGCGGCAUCGAGGAGCUGGUCGGCGUGGGCGCGUGGGAAGACCGGCAAGGAUGGAAAUUUUGGAUGUGA
Sporothrix brasiliensis 5110 is the source of this 1347-nucleotide messenger RNA. RefSeq names its product mevalonate kinase. The transcript has a single exon. Gene Ontology annotation, biological process: isoprenoid biosynthetic process; ergosterol biosynthetic process. Gene Ontology annotation, cellular component: cytoplasm. Gene Ontology annotation, molecular function: mevalonate kinase activity; ATP binding. The record is from RefSeq and is a predicted model, not a curated record. Bases 1 to 1347 code for a protein of 448 amino acids. NCBI's taxonomy places the organism in Eukaryota, Fungi, Ascomycota, Sordariomycetes, Ophiostomatales, Ophiostomataceae.